GUCCAAUUUCGCUGAACAAGGAUUAGAAAUGACAUUUUCUGAGACUGGAUAAUUUUCGAGAUCUUUCCACAACCUUCCACUUUCUUUAUUCCUCUUUCUGUGGGCGACUCCUUUUGUGUUAGAUCUAUAUAUUCUCCCCGUCUCCCUACCUCAAUUUUUCUUAAAAAUAUCCCAAUUCUCUCUCUCUCUCUCUCUCUCUCUCUCUCUGUGUUCAGCUUCAGCAGUAGAUCAACGGAAGAGAGUCAAUGGCGGCUAACCCAGAUGAGGCAUCGCAGCUCCCGGAGCAACUGGCAAGUACGAGAAGCAGGGAUUUGUCUCUGCUUCUGCCUCUGCUUCUGGGUAUGAGCAAUUCUCCAAGAAGAGAACCAUCUGAUAGUAUUGGUUCAGAUCAAGAAACUGGGGCACGGAGUGUGGAUCGUAUAAUUCUCAUAAACCCCAUCACUCAGGGUAUGAUCGUGAUCGAAGGGGGUAGAAGCUUAGAAUCUUUGCUUCGAGAUGCCGUGAGCAAAGAAGGGUUGCCUCCGGCAUCCAAAGCUUCUAUCGAUGCGAUGCCCAAAAUUGAAAUUACCCAAGAGGAUUUGGGUAAGGAGUGUUCGAUCUGUUUAGAUGGGUGGGAGAUUGGUGGGGAAGCUAGAGAGAUUCCUUGUAAGCACAGGUUUCAUUCUAAUUGCAUAGAGAAAUGGUUAGGGAUUCAUGGGUCUUGCCCUCUUUGUAGGUUUAAGAUGCCGACCGACGAAGAGGAGUGUAGGAAGAGAGGCCGUGGUGAAGGUGAAGGUGAAGGUGAAGAUGAACAGGGGAGAGGGAGAAGGGCUGAGAGAGGGGAGAUUUGGGUAACUUUCUCCUUUUCUAAUGGUAACAGGGAUUCAGCAACUCCUGCAACUGAGUCUUCUGAUGCUUCAGAUUCUACUUCUUCUCCAAACACUCCUGUUACUGACUAUGAGACAUCAAACAAUUCCAACCGUGAAGAUCAUUAAGCAGCUUUUUAGGUUCUUUCAGGAAAAAAAAAAGGGAAUUGCACAGGAAACUACAGGAUUAUAUGUUUGAUUUUUUAUUUUUAUUUUUCAGAGAAUUUAUGUCUAUAUGUUUAUGUUACCAGUUCAGUUGCUUUUAGUGAACGAGUUCAUCAAUUUUUUCUUUCUUUAUAGUUUUUGAUUCCCUUUCCCUUGUCCCAUUAAUGAAUGCAGAGAGUAUAGAAGUGACAGACAGGUAGGUUGUUCAUGUGAUGUGUUUGGAAUAAAUGAUGCAUUUGUA
Molecule: messenger RNA, 1251 nt
Organism: Macadamia integrifolia
Lineage: Eukaryota; Viridiplantae; Streptophyta; Magnoliopsida; Proteales; Proteaceae
Product: E3 ubiquitin-protein ligase MPSR1-like
Exons: 1
Coding region: 246-974 (242 amino acids)
Biological process (GO): protein ubiquitination
Cellular component (GO): cytoplasm
Molecular function (GO): ubiquitin protein ligase activity
Source: RefSeq, a predicted model, not a curated record